Messenger RNA from Parasteatoda tepidariorum (common house spider), 4690 nucleotides. RefSeq lists its product as uncharacterized. NCBI's taxonomy places the organism in Eukaryota, Metazoa, Arthropoda, Arachnida, Araneae, Theridiidae. The record is from RefSeq and is a predicted model, not a curated record.
AAGAGCAUGGAGAAAGAGUGGGCAAGUGACGUCUCAUUACGUCAUAAUAAGAAUCCACCUCUUAUGCCCUUUACUACUCAACACUAAACUAACCGGAACUUGGUCUUGGGUUCACAUUUGUUCAUACUCGCCUUCUCUGAAGUUAAAUUAAAAUACAGACACCACUUUCCAUGUUUUAUGCGAUUAGAGUUAUUCCAGAUACAGCGCGAUGAAGUUGUUAUCAAGUUUAUGCCUGUUUGUUGUUUACAUCUUAUUAAAAAAAUCUGAAGGAAAGAUCGUGUAUCUUAAUGGUACAGAAGUAUAUAAUGGUCGGCCGAAAGCUGGAAAUAUUACGAUCCCCUCUCAGAGAUGGAUUAGUGUUUUUAAUCCAAGGAAUAUAAGUAAUCAUUCUGGCCUUGAUUCAAAGCCUGUGUCGCUCACAGUUCAUAGAAAAAAUGACGAGGAAAAAGUAGAAGAAAACAAAAAAGUAGAAGAAAUUAAGAAAGAUGAAGAAAUUAAAAAUAAUGAAGGAGAACAGACAUCGAAUACAAAUUUGACAACAAGAUCAGCAAGGGCACUUGGCUUAUUUUAUCUUCAGCGAAUAAUGUCUGGACUUCAUAUUUUGGCGCUAUUGGCGGGCAUUUAUCUUAUGAUAUUCGUCGUUGAGCCCGUUGCAGUACCACAACAUUUACUGUCUCAGCAUUAUUAUGGUCUACCUUGGAGUGCAGAAAGGAGCGAUAUUAUCAAAGCUAAAAUGCCUUCAAUACUUCAAGAAAUUCCUGACAAUACCCUUUUUCAAGAAACUGAAGCACAAAGAAAAGACAGCCCUUACCAGGUAUCUGAUGGAAAUAGAUUUUCUAAGUUAUCACAAAAAGGAAACUAUAGCUACAUGGGUAGUUUGGAUCACGUGACAACACACUUAAAGAGGUUAGAUAGAUUGAACUCAAACUCAGAAAAUAAGCCGGCGAUAAACAGAGGUCCUACUUUUGCCUCUGAAAACUCGCACAAGCAAGCCAAUAACAGAACAACAAUUCAUACUUGGCAUAACUGGACACCCAGGCAAUAUUCUAAACAGGAUACAGACAAUGGUAAAGAGAGAAGGAUACCCCCGACGUUUCAAACGAUCCCAACAAAUAAGAAUAUUUUAAGUGAAAGUGUCAAUAAAGAAAAGAAAUUCAACUCAAGAGGAAGUGCAGUAUCAAUACAACUUUCAAAGGUGAAUCACAAGACAGAUUAAAAUUUACGACGACCGAAUAAAUGUAAACAAGUAGGAAAAUAAGUAACAAGUAUGUACCAAUAAUGCAAACGAGUAUGACUGUACAAAGGAGAAAUCUUUCCUCAAAAAGUUAUUUUGCCUUUUUUGUUUCUUAUUUACCGAUUACUUAAUAAGACUUCAUAUGUUGUUAUAUAGGAUGACCUAUUUCUUGUAAUAAGUUUUCUAAUAACAAACAGUAUUGUGUUCAGAAUUUAGAAAUACUUUAAAUUUGUUAAAUCUUAUGGGUGCUUCAGAAAAUGUGUUAAAUGAACAUGAUUUUUGUUUACUUAAGUCCAAACCUUUAUCAUAUUUUAUGAUAAAUGAUAAAAGAUAAUUUUUUUAAACAACUUUUUUGAAAUAGCUAUCAUAUGGAGUUCAUCACACAGGUGAGUUUAAAGUCGUGUGCAUCAAAAUAUUAUGAUACUUAAAAUUAACAGAUAAGAAUUUAAAUUUAAAUUAAAUAUCACAGAGUUCAGCUGCUGGCUUUUAUUUUGAUUUUUAACUUAGGCGUGGUAAAAUAAAUGUUCAAAAUAUUGAUCUUUCGUGAAUACCAGAACGUGUUUUUUGUACAUAAUUUUUUAAAAUAACCUUUGGGAGCUACAAUACAAUAUACGUUCGAAAGGCCAUUCUUCUGGUUCAAAUCCGGAAUGCCACCUUUCUUAAACUCUAUUGUCCUUUUUUUAUGCUUUUUGUAAGCGAACGUAGACACUUCGUUUCAAAUUCUUCCAGUUUUUCCAGGCCACCUUUGAAUUACUGAAAACUGAUACAUCAAUAUACUUCUUGCGAAACUCUUCAAUGACGUGAGAAUAUGGCACUUAAGCAAAGUAACACUCCAACAAAAUAAACGACUUCCUCUGUUUCUGGGAAAACACUGCGUAGCAGUCUUGAAAGACAAACGCUUCUCGAAUAAUGAAUCCACUGUUUCUGGUAAAACAUACUAAUAUCUGCUGUUUCAGGUAAAACUUCCUGAUAUCCGCAGUUUCUAGUAAAAACAUUUCACCGUCUUGAACAACAAAUACUUUUGAAAUAAUGAAUCUGCUGUUUCUGGUAAAACAGCCAAAUAUCCCCUGUUUCUAGUUUAAAAAAACGAUAUUCGCUGUUUCUGGUUAACCAUCCUAAUAAUCGCUUUUAGUGGUAAAACAUAAUGAUAUCUGCUGUUUCUAGUAAAACAGCAUGUCUUCUCUAACGACAACAUUUCGCAAAUAAUUUAAUCGGGUUAUCACCGAUACCGAUUAAAAUAGAUUUGAAACUAUCUGAAUCUGUUUCUAGUAAAACAGCAUGUCGUCUCUAACAACAAACAUUUCUUAAAUAAUUUAAUCGGGUUACCACUGAUACUGAUUGAAAUAGAUUUGAAACAAUCUGAAUAAUCAUCUACCAAAAGGAAAUCAAAAAUCAAUAAGUUUUUGCUAAAUUAAAGGCUGUUAGACUUCAUAGCGAAUCACUUUAAACUCACCCUGUAACAGCCGUUCAAAUAACAGUAAUUUUAAAAAGUAGAAUGAAUCAUGCAGUGCGCAAUAAAAAAAAACGGACUACCCUGAAUAACUUACGAUUUAAUGACCUUACCGUUUCGCGAUGGUGACUUUAAAUAUGCUAAUUAUAAUUAGUACAGGUGAUAUUUUCACUCUUUUUUUUUAUUACAUAAGGUAAAAAGUUUUGAAAUUUGUGUACGUAAAUGUAUACAUCUUACAAUAUUUAUCUUUAUAUACAUCAUAAAAAUGUAUAUCAAAUUGAAUCUCUAACAUUAUAUUUCAAUGCAUUUAAUUUAUGUAUUUAUUUAUUUCUCGUUUAUAAACCUUUUUCGGUUUUAUAUAUUUAUAUAUAUUAAUUUAUUUACUAAACAUGUAGUUUUACUGAACGUUAUAUAUUUCCUGUACCUGUGAAUGUUAUGCAUUAUUCUUAAAUGUAAAAACAUGUUUAACUGCUUAUCUAACCAAAAAAUACUUAUUUUGACACUACUUACACUAGUCAUUUCUUACUUUUAAAUGGUGCCUGUGAUAUUCUACUACGAAUUUAAUUGAAUUAAUCAAAUUCCUUUUUAAUCACUUUUUAUGAUAUAUAUGCAUAUUUAAUUAGAGAAAAGAUGACGAGCUUCGAACAAUUUUAGAGACUAAGAUUGCAAUAUUUUCAUAUCACAUUCAAAUAUCUUUAAUAUUGCAAUUCAAAUCGAACAUGGAUCUGAAAUUAAAUUCAUUAGAAGUAGGUUUAUUAUUGAAGUUUACACUUGUUACACUAAUUGCUUGAGUUCAUUAAUGUGUUUUAACGUUAUAAAAUUUAAGGCAUUUCCUUACAAAACAAUAAAAUAAUGAAUCCCUUUCAGUAAUAAAUUUAAUUUUAAAACGGGGAUAGAUUCUUACCAAAAAGGUUACUAAAGUACUACUUUAGAUAGAUUCUUACAUUACUAAAAUAAAAAUGAUACCAAAUAAAACUGUAAGAUAACAACUUAAGCAGAUAACAGAGUAAGCAGAUAAGGCAGUAAGCAACUAACUAAAGCAGUAACUAAAGCAGAUAAAGCAGUAAGCAGAUAACAACUAAAAGUAAAAGUAAGUGUAAAGUAACUUUAACUCAUUAAAAAUUUCGUUGCAAUAUUUUAAUUAAUCUUUUAUUAAAAAAUGUUUUUAAUAAAAAAAAAACUGUUUUUAAUGUUUGAUUUGUAUUUGAAACGUCAUGUACAAGGUGUUCCGUAAUCACUGCCCCUUAUAAAUAUUUUUAGACUCUUUGCAAAAAUCUGAAGUUAGAAAGCUUUACACAUUAGGAAACGUAAGUAACAAUAAAACGUUAACGAGAAAGUCGGAAUUUCAAAAAAAUCAAAACUUAUUUGAUUACCUGAGGAAAUUGGAUAUGAGAAAAUAUUAAUUACAUAGUUCCUCAUGUAUCAAACAGCCUUCCAACUGUUCUUAACCAUUUUAAACCCACCUUUCGACAUAGAUAUUCGAUACAUUUAUAACGAUUUUAGUUUUUUGCUUGCUUUAUUGGACCCUUAAUGUGUAGGUCUUUAUUUUGACUUCCACAAAGAUUCUAAAAAUAUAUUUCAAGAACUGUGGUUAUAGAAAUGCCAGGUAUUUGCACACAAAUAUUACUAAGAAAAUAUUUUCCGACUUUGAUUGUUUAAAUUUAAGUACUAAGAUAUAAACUUAAUUUUAAAAAAAAACAUGCAUCGUAAAAUAGAGACCUUAGAUCUUAGAGUAAUUUUUGAGAAAAACUUUUUUUUAACAAAAACAAAAUGAAUUUCCUGUGUUAAUACCAUUUGAUAACACACACUUUGGCUUAUAUUUUUUUAAUUUAUAAAGCAUUUAAUUCGCUUUUUUAAAAAAUAUUUUUGAUAUAAAUAAAUACCGGCUCAAACCUCUUUUUUUCAAAAAGGCUUGACCACAGUAAAAAGGUAUAAACCAUUUUUGAAAAAAAUAGAAUGCUUUUCAACAAAGUAACAAUAAAAGUAACGAUAAUUCUUGAUUAAAA